AUGACGCCAAAACCUAUUGAUGAAACUCAUAUCUUUGAAGAGUACGAAAGCUUCCUUCAUGAUAUAAGAGAAAAGUUGAACCACCAAGAAAAUGGAACCCAAGAGAGUGGAUCGACUUCGAAUUCAGCAGGAAUCGAAAAGGAUAUAGGUGCAUCUGAGCCGCCGCCAACAGAAGAUUCAUUUCUCCAUGGAUCGACUUCGAAUUCAGCAGGAAUCGAAAAGGAUAUAGGUGCAUCUGAGCCGCCGCCAACAGAAGAUUCAUUUCUCCAAGAGUGGAUCGACUCGAAUUCAGCAGGAAUCGAAAAGGAUAUAGGUGCAUCUGAGCCGCCGCCAACAGAAGAUUCAUUUCUCCGGAGAAUAACACGAAAUGUCACGAUCAUCGGUAAGCAAGAAAGUUCGUCGAGAUGGCUUGAAGCGAGUUUCAUACGAAAUCGCAAGGAUUUGCAUCAAGGAUUGUAUGUCGUACGCCGAAUAUUAAAGAAAAAGGCAGUGGGAGUCCUGUUAGAAUCCAUCAAAUUAAUAUAUGGGUUCGAACACGAAAUCAUGUUGAUACACAUCAAAUGA
Molecule: messenger RNA, 564 nt
Organism: Funneliformis mosseae
Lineage: Eukaryota; Fungi; Glomeromycota; Glomeromycetes; Glomerales; Glomeraceae
Source: the annotation of a GenBank genome assembly